AUGCACAAUUUCAAAUUUUCUGCUCCAGAAAAUCCGGAAAAUCAAUUUGGAUUUCAUGUGGCAACGUGUUGCGGAAGUUUAGCGCAAGAAAACGCGUGGUGUUCCACGUGGCGCGAAUUUUUCACAAAAAAUCGUUUGGCGCCAAAAUUGGAGAAUGUUUGCGACGGAGCGCAAUUGCACGAGUUGUUGGAAAAAACGUGGAAAUUGUUGGAGUGUCGGAAUACGGUAGGCUGAGAAAAAUCUGAAAUUUCACUAAUUUCUGACUGAAAAUUCAAUUUUCUGCUCAAAAUUUCACGACAAACCCAAAUUUUUCAACCAUUUUUGCCUGCAGAUCACACCAUCUUUGGUGCACGGUGAUUUGUGGAGCGGAAAUUGGGCAAUGUUCGAAAAUGAGCCAGCGGUUUUCGAUCCAGCCUCGAGUUUCAGCGAUCCCGAAUUCGAAUUCGGAAUUAUGAGUUUGUUCGGUGGAAUUAGUCGAGAAUUCAGGCAGAAAUAUUUUGAGUUGGUCGAUUUUGCGGUGAGAAAAUGAGCAACAUUUCAGAUUUUUGAGCUGAAAAAUUUCAAAUUCUGCUCAUUUUCAGCCGGGCUUCGAGAAUCGCCUUCUCCUCUACGAACUCUAUCAUCUUCUCAAUCAUUUUCAGCAUUUUGGUGGUUCCUACAAAAUUUCAGCUCUGCGAAAAAUCGCUGAAAUUAUGAAAAUUUGA
Caenorhabditis angaria is the source of this 704-nucleotide messenger RNA. NCBI's taxonomy places the organism in Eukaryota, Metazoa, Nematoda, Chromadorea, Rhabditida, Rhabditidae. The record is from the annotation of a GenBank genome assembly.